Eimeria maxima is the source of this 589-nucleotide messenger RNA. RefSeq lists its product as hypothetical. The annotation marks the transcript as partial. The transcript has 3 exons. The record is from RefSeq and is a predicted model, not a curated record. Lineage: Eukaryota; Apicomplexa; Conoidasida; Eucoccidiorida; Eimeriidae.
ACGGGGAUAUCGCGCCGGAACCAAGUUUUUGCAACAAGCUUCCUCCUUCGGAGUUUUCGCGUCUACUUUGGCGCUUCUAGUCUUUUACUCCGCCAACUACUACUUUGAUGACCCUUGGAUGAGUAAAAACUUUGGUGGUGGCUCUUCGUGGUUGAUCUUCUUCACUUCACGGGUUUGCGACGCUUUCGCGUUGUUCUUCUACGCCGGGUCCAUGUUCUUCCUGGAGACGUACCACUCUGAGGGAGCUGGCGAGGCUUGGGGCUGGCUAGGAGCCAUUUGCUUCAAGCUAACUGCUUUCGCAGAGAUUGCUGCAUUGGCUGCCUGGGGCACCUCCUCAUUUGAAGUACUUGACGCUGUAUACACCGUCAUGCUUGGUGUCUCCAUCAGCGUUGCUUUCCUCUGGUCUCUUUUCUUUGAACCAGCGAGUCAUCGCUUCGACGUGCUUCUUACCCAAUCGGCCAUGAGAAAUGAAUAUUACAAGUCUCGCAACGCCAUGGCAUAUUAUGGCCCUGCUGUUGUAAAUGCUGACGGUGAAAUCGACAUCGCUGCCGCUGCAGAGCAGGCUCAAGCCUGCCUAGGCUGCUGCUAA